Molecule: messenger RNA, 2001 nt
Organism: Prorocentrum cordatum
Lineage: Eukaryota; Dinophyceae; Prorocentrales; Prorocentraceae
Source: the annotation of a GenBank genome assembly
AUGUCGGAGGCGACAGGACGGGCGCUCUCCAUGGGCCUGCUCUUCUGGCGAGGGCCCCUCGUCGCAGCGGAUCCCAACAUGACGUGCGCGGUCAGCUGGGGCAGGCGGACGCUGGCCCGGUCGCGACCCCCACUGUCGCGCCUAGCGGCGCUGGCGACCGCGGGGGCCACGAUCAGCCUGGGGCUCCCGCGGAUAGCCAUCAUGGUGGCGGUCUCUCGUGCUCGGGCAGCUGCACGAGGGCCCGGCGCGCUCUUCUCUGCCGACCUCGCGCGCCCUCGGACUGGCUCUGGCUCCGCCGCGUGCCGCGCGCACGGCGACGACGCCGACAUAGCCCGUGGGGGACCGGACGCGACCGAGGACGGUGGGUGCGUCAUCGUCUGCCGCGGCUGGGGUGCGGACGGCCCCGGGAUCGCGCAGGCGUUCACCCACGUGACGACGCGGCACGAGUGCCGGAUCCUCGACAUAGCGCAGUUCUUGCUGGAGGGGUCCCUCAUGUUCACCUUCGUGCUCAGUGUCAGGGGAUCGGCCAAGCUGAUGCAGGAGCUGGCGGAGUGUGCCAAGGAGAGGGGCUUCCAGCUCGACUUCCAUUUCCCGACGAGCGCCAGCCUGGACAGCCCAGCGUCCAGGGGCGAUAACCAGGUGGUGAUCAGCGUAGUGUCUACCGAGACCAUCACACCCGCGCUGCUCUACGACCUCGACGGCGUGCUCUGCGACCACGGCUGCGUGGUGCACGAGAUCGAGCACCGCAGCGACAACAAGCGGGAGAACAACGGCGAGUACAACAAGGUCUCAAUGCGCGUGGGCUGCCCGACGGGCCUCAAGCCGGCCACCGUGAUGAUGGACUCCCCAGACCCCGCAGGAGCCCUCAAGCCAGGGCUGCAGAGGGUCGCGUGGGGCCACAGGGCGGAGGUGACCAUCCGCUGGUGGGACGCCAUGAACCGGCCGACCGGCAAGUCCCUCGUUGUCUUCGGGCUGUCGCACGUGCUCUGCCCCUACGACGUGUUGGACGAGUUGCUGAGAGCGGCUGGCAUCGACGUGGAGAAGGCCUCCUCCAUCACCUCCCGGAUGCCUGUUGAGUCUGCCAACCAGAAGAAGGUUUCCAUGCUGAAGGGCAAGCCCGUGGAGGUGUUGGAGGCCGUCGGCAAGAAGCUGAAGUUCACUCCAGGCACGAAGCUCGUGUGCGCCGCCCUUAAGCGUAUGGGCUUCACCCUCGCGAUCCUCACGAACACGGGCUGCCGGGAGGUGGCCGACGCGGUCAGGAUGCACCUGGACAUCGAUUACGUGAUUUGCCGUGACCUGGAGGAAGUGGACGGAGUGCUCACGGGGUCGUACUCUGGAGAGCUGACAGACAUCAGCUUUCGGAAGUCCGACCUGCUCAAGCUGAUGGCGGAGCGCGAGCAGAUCGAGUUCCGCAACGUUAUCGCGGUGGGCGAGCCGCUCAAGGGCCUCAAGAGGGCCGAGGCGAGGGUUAUGAUGGAGACCUUCGGGCCGAUGGUGUACUUCAGCACUCACAAGCUGAAGGACCUGACCAUCGUGCUCUACCUGCUGGGCUUCCACGGCACCGACGUCCGCGCCCUGAGGAAGAGGAGAUGGGAGGAGGGCCCUGGGGAGUCCGCGCCCCUGCCACCGGCGACCAAGCGGUUCCUGGUCAUGGUCACGGCCCGCUCGCGGGAGCCCGGCCAGGUGCGCAAGAUCCUGGCCCCGCUGCGGCCGGCGGGGGCGCGCGUGGAGGUGCAGACGGUGAAGCACUGCAGCUUGCAGGACGGGGGCAUGUGCGUCGGACUGCAGCUGCAGGUGCAGAGGGAGGAGCCCGACCAGGUGAUGAAGGACUUGGUCUUUGCCUGCCACAGGGCGGGCUUCAAGAUCGAGGAGGUUGAUGCCCAGGCGAGGCUGGCCGCGGCGAGCCACCGCCCGUGGCAGCAGCGGACGCAGGAGGCGUGUUGGCAGCAUUAUCCCGGCCUUCCAGAACAGGUACGUGGUCACGCUGGUGCAGAGGCCUAA